CUAUAUAUUUACUCUUCCAUCAUGUUUCCAUCCGCAGAGAACGUUGUGUAACAUUAGUUUAUAUUCUGUUAAAUAUAUAACGUUGUCUCUGUGAAACAAUAACGGCAUUUGAACUAGUAAUGCAUACGGAUCUGUCCCCUCAUUUACACACUCCGGAAUGUAAUAGUCUCAUUGAUUUAUUAAAAAAGUGUCACGACGAGAACAAAUUUGCCAAAUUUUUUGGCGCAUGUAACACCUUCGACCAGCAAGUAGUCGUGUGUCUCAAAAAGGAGCGCCAGGAAAGAAGUCGACGGAAUCGAGAGCAAGCUCGUGAGAAACACCUUCAAAUACGGGAACGGAUGCGACAGCUUGAUGCGGAAGAGGCAUCGAAAAACUAA
This is a messenger RNA of Toxorhynchites rutilus septentrionalis, 377 nucleotides long. Its product is annotated as COX assembly mitochondrial protein 2 homolog. The record is from RefSeq and is a predicted model, not a curated record. NCBI's taxonomy places the organism in Eukaryota, Metazoa, Arthropoda, Insecta, Diptera, Culicidae. Gene Ontology annotation, cellular component: mitochondrion. The transcript has 2 exons. The coding region runs from base 120 to 377 and encodes 85 amino acids.